This is a messenger RNA of Anolis sagrei ordinatus, 1986 nucleotides long. Lineage: Eukaryota; Metazoa; Chordata; Lepidosauria; Squamata; Anolidae. The record is from RefSeq and is a predicted model, not a curated record.
UCUGCAGCCGGGCAGAGUCCGACCCCCGAAGCAGGCGGCACGGAAGGCCCCUUUUUCCUCCCCUUUGGCCCCCCCGACUUAAAAUGCCCCCCAACAUCUUGGAGGACAACCACGGCAAAGGACGGCAAGAGACCACGGUGUCCUGCCGGUCACUGGGCGAGGGCUCCUGGUGCAAGCUGGCCUACUGGGAGCAGGGCUUGCGCGUGGGCCGCCUCUUCCCGGUCUGGGAGGACCAAGUGGGCAUCUACUCGGACCCCACGCCCGGCCUGGGCGGCCUCUGCUUGCCUCGCCUGCCUUCCCGGAGCCGCAGCCGGGCCGUGCGCCGGACGAGGGCCACCCUGGGCCGGGGCCUGCUCUUGAGCCGCCAGGCCGGAGGGGUCUGGGCCCACAACCGCGGACAGCGCCCCCUCUUCCUCCACUCGCCCACCCUGGGCCCCCACGUCCACAAGGUGCCCGCUGGCCACGCCAUCAAGGCCUUCGAUUACGAGGAGGAGGAGGAUGAGAAUGGUGAUGGGGGCAAGAGGGCCGGGAAGGGGCCCGCCGAGGGGCCCGGCCCUUGUGACCUCCACGCCCUGCGCAUCAGCUUCGCCAAGGGGUGGGGGCCUCGCUACUCACGGCGCUUCAUCACCUCUUGCCCUUGUUGGGUGGAGGUCCUCCUCAACGCUCCCAGAUGAAGGAGAAGAUGAUGAAGAAGAAGAACAAUGGGAUUCCUACCAUCUCUAGGAGUCUGUCUAUCUACUCUAUCUAUCUAUCUAUUAUGGCAGGAUGAGGUUGGACUAGAUGACCUUCUUUGGGGGCCCUUCCAACCCUAUCUAUCUCUAUCUACCUAUAAUGGCAGCUUCGCCAAGGGGUGGGGGCCUCACUACUCACGCCGCUUCAUCACCUCUUGCCCUUGUUGGGUGGAGGUCCUCCUCAACACUCCCAGAUGAAGGAGAUGAUGAUGAAGAAGAAGAACAAUGGGAUUCCUACCAUCUCUAGGAGUCUGUCUAUCUACUCUAUCUAUCUAUCUAUCUAUCUAUCUAUCUAUCUAUCUAUCUAUCUAUCUAUCUAUCUAUCCAUUAGGGCAGAAUGAGGUUGGACUAGAUGACCUUCUUUGGGGGCCCUUCCAACCCUACCUAUCUCUAUCUACCCAUAAUGGCAGAAUGAGGUUGGACUAGAUGGUCUUCUUUGGGGCCCCUUCCAACCCUAUCUAUCUCUAUCUACCUAUAAUGGCAGAAUGAGGUUGGACUAGAUGGUCUUCUAUAGGGCCCCUUCCAAGCCUAUCUAUCUCGAUCUACCUAUAAUGGCAGAAUGAGGUUGGACUAGAUGACCUUCUUUGGGGCCCCUUCCAACCCUAUCUAUCUCUAUCUACCUAUAAUGGCAGCUUCGCCAAGGGGUGGGGGCCUCGCUACUCACGCCGCUUCAUCACCUCUUGCCCUUGUUGGGUGGAGGUCCUCCUCAACGCUCCCAGAUGAAGGAGGUGAAGAAGAAGAAGAACAACAACAAUGGGAUUCUUACUCACUCUAGGAGUCUAUCUAUCUACUCUAUCUAUCUAUCUAUUAGGGCAGAAUGAGGUUGGACUAGAUGGUCUUCUUUGGGGGCCCUUCCAACCCUACCCAUCUCUAUCUACCUAUAAUGGCAGAAUGAGGAUGGACUAGAUGACCUUCUUUGGGGGCCCCUUCCAACUCUAGGAGUCUAUCUGUCUAUCUAUCUAUCUAUUAGGGCAGAAUGAGGUUGGACUAGAUGGUCUUCUUUGGGACCCCUUCCAACCCUAUCUAUCUCUACCCAUAAUGGCAGAAUGAGGUUGGACUAGAUGACCUUCUUUGGGGCCCCUUCCAACUCUAGGAGAUCUAUCUAUCUAUCUAUCUAUCUAUCUAUCUAUCUAUCUAUUAUGACAGAAUGAGGUUGGACUAGAUGACCUUCUUUUGGGUCCCUUCCAACUCUAGAAGUCUAUCUACUCUAUCUAUCUAUCUAUCAUCUAUCUAUCUAUCUAUCUAUCUAUCUAUC